Messenger RNA from Telopea speciosissima, 1480 nucleotides. Its product is annotated as F-box only protein 13. The coding region runs from base 90 to 1316 and encodes 408 amino acids. Gene Ontology annotation, molecular function: protein binding. Lineage: Eukaryota; Viridiplantae; Streptophyta; Magnoliopsida; Proteales; Proteaceae. The transcript has 2 exons. The record is from RefSeq and is a predicted model, not a curated record.
GAGAGGUGCCCGUCUCUCCACAUUGUUUAGCAUUGGUAUGCCAUUACCACCACAAAAUAGUCAUUCAUACAUUCAUACAUUCCCAAUCCAUGGAGCAAGAUCAGAGCCAGGUUCUGAAGAAAACCAGGAAGAGAAAGCUAAUUGAGGAAGGCCAUGGGAUGCUCAAUUUGUCCUUGGAUGACUUGAAUGAAGACCUGCUUGAAAGGAUCCUUUCAUGGUUGCCCACCUCGAGCUUCUGCCGCCUUCGUUCAGUGUGCAAAAGAUGGAGUUCUGUUGCAGCCUCUGCAACCUUCCAACAUGCUUGUUCUCAAGUUCCCUCUCGAGAUCCUUGGUUUUUCAUGGUCAAUCCCCAUCUCAACCAAUCGAUUGUCUUUGACACUGCUGAAAAGAAUUGGAAGAAUCUCAACUAUCCACUUUUACUACAACAAAAUCCCAACUGCAAUGCCAUCCCAGUUGCUGCUGCUGGUGGAUUGAUCUGUUUCCGCACCAAUUCUGGGGACUUUAUUGUAUGUAAUCCGGUGACAGGCACCUGCCAAGAACUACCUCCAGUUGGUCCUGCCAGUCUAAGUCAAAACCUCCAUGCUGUUGCAAUGGUUUCAUCUUCCAAUUACUCAUACAAACUCAUAUUAGUCUCUGGUGAACUCCCAUGUGUUUGUGUGAAGAUCUAUGAUUCAAGUAAGAAUCAGUGGGAAGAAGGUCCGAUAUGUCGGAAGACCAAGAGCAUCCUGGAAUCCGAUUCAACUGGGGAUGAUACCAUGUAUUUCCUUAGUAAGGCUGGAGACGUCGUGGCAACUAACAUGCAGAGGAGCCCAUCUAAACAAUACUCAUCUGUUGUAGCUGUCAAAGAUGGUGAAGAGAUUAUAUAUUUUCUUAGUCCUGCAGGGAUGGUUGUGGCAUGCAACCUGACUAAGAAAUGCUUCUCCGAAUACCCAAGACUGCUGCCCAUGUUUUUCGAGUACUCAAUUGAUGUGAUCGAGUGUAGAGGGGAGAUGAUGGUGGUGGUCUUGUCUGAGUUCCUAGAAAGUGCAAGCCUCAGGGUGUGGAGAUUCUCUGAGGUGGACCAGGCAUGGUAUCAGAUUGCUGCAAUGCCGCCAUCAAUGUCACACGAUUUCUACGGUAAGAAGGCUGAUAUAAACUGUGUGGGAUGCAAAGAUCAAAUACUGAUCUGUGUGAAUUCCAGUGAGCUUAGUAGCUAUGUCUUAUAUGAUUUGGGGGCAAAUGAAUGGGUUGAAUUGCCCAAGUGUUUUGUGAAUGGAGAAGCUAAAGAGUUCAUGUCUGCCUUCUCUUUUGAGCCUAGGAUUGAAGCUUGCAUAUGAGAAAAAUGGAAACAAAGUUAAAGAGUGAAAGAGAUGCUAGUAAGGAGUCUGAUUUAUGAUUUUUUGUUUUCUUUUUUCACAGAGGUCUAGUAUUUGAAUAUUGCUGUAAAAUGGCCUGCAGAAAUUGGUAAUGAAUGUAAAUAUAUUUUUAUAUGUUGGCCUCA